This is a messenger RNA of Etheostoma cragini (Arkansas darter), 3490 nucleotides long. RefSeq names its product StAR-related lipid transfer (START) domain containing 3 (gene stard3). Bases 249 to 1598 code for a protein of 449 amino acids. The transcript is spliced from 15 exons. NCBI's taxonomy places the organism in Eukaryota, Metazoa, Chordata, Actinopteri, Perciformes, Percidae. Gene Ontology annotation, molecular function: cholesterol transfer activity; cholesterol binding. The record is from RefSeq and is a predicted model, not a curated record. Gene Ontology annotation, cellular component: late endosome.
UAGUUUUUUUUUUAAGUGACUGGAAUAAAAAGACGGGUUGAAUGAAAUGGACACUGAGGCAGAGUAAAACCUGAAGGAGGCAGUAAUGCAACAUUGUGGACACCAACUAUGGUAAAACCUCAAAGAAGAAGAAGAAAAACCAUCUUGCGGCGAUAUUCAAUCUUUGAAAGGUCAGCCCCGGGUCCGGAAGGCAGGCGAUGACGAUGAUGCGGUAAAUCAAGGGCGGAGUUUCCUGUCUCUUUGUAGGAAUGCCGGGUGGAGACUAUGGGGAGCUUGGGGGCAGCCUCCCUGCCAUCGCCUCCUUGAACGCUUCCUACUCUACAUCGCUGUCCCUCCCUUCCCCGUACCUGUUACCACCCGCAGAACGCAAGGCCAUCUCUGACGUCCGCCGCACCUUCUGUCUCUUUGUGACAUUCGAUCUGCUCUUCAUCUCCCUUUUGUGGAUUAUUGAGCUGAAUAUCUCCAGCUCAAUCUGGGACCGCUUAAAAAGUGAGGUUGUCCUUUAUGAUUACAGAUCUUCCUUCUUUGACAUCUUUCUGCUUGCCUUGUUUCGUUUCCUGUGUCUACAAGUGGGUUACGCUGCUUUUCGGUUGAAGCAUUGGUGGGUAAUUGCGGUUACCACUCUAGUGACCAGCGUCUUCCUCGUUGUUAAGGUCAUCGUAUCUAGUCUCCUUUCCCAGAAUGCCUUUGGCUAUGUGAUUCCCAUCACUUCGUUUGUGGUGGCCUGGCUGGAGACCUGGUUCCUUGACUUCAAGGUGCUCACUCAGGAGGCAGACGACGACAGAGCCUACCUGGCAGUGGUGAACGCAGCCUGUGAACGAGCCCCCAUGAUCUACCCCCGCGCUGUUUCAGACGGACAGUUUUACUCUCCACCUGAAUCCGUCGCAGGAUCUGAAGAGGAUCUGGAUGAGGAGGGUCUUGGACGCAAAGCUGUCACGACACAGGAGAAGGAGUAUGUCAGACAGGGUCGUGAGGCCAUGUCUGUGGUCGAGCAGAUCUUAGCCCAGGAGGAAAACUGGAAGUAUGAAAAAAACAAUGACAUGGGAGACUGUGUCUACACUUUAGAGAUCCCAUUCCAUGGGAAGACUUUCAUUCUGAAGGCCUUUAUGCAGUGUUCUGCUGAGCUUGUGUAUCAGGAGGUAAUUCUGCAACCAGAGAAGAUGGUCCAGUGGAACAGAACUGUUUCCGCCUGCCAGAUCCUUCAGAGGGUUGACGACAACACUCUAGUAUCAUAUGAUGUGUCCUCUGGAGCUGCAGGGGGAGUUGUGUCUGCGAGGGACUUUGUUAAUGUUCGACGGGUGGAACGCAAACGAGACUGCUACCUGUCUGCCGGCAUGGCAACUGACCACGACGGCAAACCUUCAAGCGGUCGCUACGUCAGAGGAGAGAACGGUCCAGGAGGAUUUGUGGUGCUCAAAUCCAGCAGUAACCCGUCCGUCUGCACCUUCAUCUGGGUCCUCAACACAGACUUGAAGGGCCGACUGCCCCGCUACCUCAUCCACCAGAGUCUGGCGGCCACCAUGUUUGAAUUCAUGUCCCAUUUACGUCAACGUAUCGCUGAGCUGCGGCCCUCGUUCCGCUCCCACCAACACACAUAAAACAGGAGAGACAUCUUUGACUGAGAGAUGUCCCUAUUCUUUUCUGUUUGUGGACCCCAAAAAUGUGCUUUAGCAGUACCCUCAGCUGAAGGGAUGUGCUAACCUGACUGAGAACACUUGUGAGACAUGCAACCACACUUCAGUCACAAAGAGGAGUUUUUCAGAUUUCAAAGACAAUGUUCCUCCUCCUCUUUAAACUUUAACAUUGUUUUUUUAAGCGUGAUCACAUACAUAUUUUUAUGUGGACCUGUAAUUGUCUUGCUGUGUCCCUCUCCGUGCAAUGAGUACUGUGCUUCCUGAAUCUGCUAAGUCGUCUUGUGGCAGGGUGGACAAUACUGAAACAAGAAAACCUGUAUGAGCAUCCCAGUGAAUGUCACUGUUUAGGCAUCUGUUUCACUUGUUACAAAAGAACUGGUGCAGUGGCAUGAAGGAGCUGUCUCCCUGAGCCUUUUCUUACUGCACACAUUGAUUUGCUGCUUUUGUUUUAAUUAUUUUCUUUGUAUGUUUUCACUGUAUCAACUUAAAUGUGUUUUUCUGGUGCACCUGCCCUAAAAGAAAUCCACACUUCACAGCCAUAUUCUACACAAACACUUAACUUAAAUGGGUAAAAGCGAUAUCCACACAGUUUAUUCUCCUUUUCUACACUGUAAUAGAUGGGGAAAUGUGUCACCUAAUCACCACUAGAGGGACAUGCCACUGAGCCACAUACUGAAAGCCUCCUACUGUGGUUCGACAUCAUCCUCUAUCCCAAGGUGAAAAAAUUGGUUAACAUGUAAUGAAUUGUUACUGAGGGUUUUUAAUACUGCUUUUGUUUUGCAUGUUGGGAUCAGCCAGGAAGUCAAACCAGUCAGUCAGAUGAGGUGAUGUGCUGCAAAUGCAUUGUCAAGCUCAUUAAGACAAAUGAAGAUGAUGGUGAUGUUGUUCAUAAAUUGGGCUGCUGUAUACCAACUAAAGCAAAUUUUGGUGCCAAUAACCUGUAGUGGCCUUAUGGUGAAAGAGCUGACUCAUUAUUUGUCUUCAAAAGUUAUUACUGUACGGAUUUCCAUUGACUUUAGUUUUGGCUUCCCUCCUGGCCUGAGAUGUGGCACUGAAUGAUGUUUUUUGAUAAUUUCUUACAUUAUUGAGCAUGAUAAUGAAUUAGAAAUGUCACUUCUAGCUUGAGUUUUAGCUUUGUUUCACAGUCUGUACAUUCAUAUAAAUCACAAUUUAACAAUGUGAAUGUAAUGAAAACUAAAAAGACUGAGGUCUGGUCUUUGGUUCUGUGGAGUUGAACCAAAGAGAGCAACUUGUUCUCCAUGUGCUUUUCAAUCUUGAGAAAUAAGCCAUGAAACAACUUUAUUGAAAUGUUCAUACGUUGGAACGGCAUAUGCAUGGGUGCAAACCGAUUGAAUGUGAGUGUAAUGUGGUCAUGUGCCACAUCACACCCGCAUCAUGGCCACACGGCCUUGAGGCCUUUUACUUUGUAAGCCCGGGUUGAUUUUGAAUGCUGCGAUCACAGUCUGAAAUUAUUCACUUUUAAAAAGUCAGACAAGGGGCUAGAAAUUUAAGGGGAUUGGUUUUAGCCAUUCAGCACGGUAUUGACAGGAUGUUGUUAAUGAGAUCAACGUUUUGGUGCCUUUAACAUAGUCACAUUACAUGUCUGCCUUUUCUUUUGCUUUUCAUUGAUUUUAUACUGUUGAAUCACUUCUUAAUGCGUUCAGCAAAGUUAUACUGUAUGAGUAUAAAGAUUGCUAAGGGUACAUGUUUUCUUUGAAAGCUUUUUUAUAACAUUUUCAAUGCGUCUAUAGACCAUUCAUCAAACAUGUUAAUUUAAAGCUAUCACAUACUCUAUACUGACCAACCGUUUUUGAGUCUUAACCAGUGUCUUAUGUCUAAUUAAAAUAUAAACUCAU